This is a messenger RNA of Cajanus cajan (pigeon pea), 2953 nucleotides long. Its product is annotated as homeobox-leucine zipper protein ATHB-15. NCBI's taxonomy places the organism in Eukaryota, Viridiplantae, Streptophyta, Magnoliopsida, Fabales, Fabaceae. Gene Ontology annotation, molecular function: DNA binding; DNA-binding transcription factor activity; lipid binding. The record is from RefSeq and is a predicted model, not a curated record.
GUGGAAUUGGGUACAGAGUAGAGAGUGAGGAAGCACCGAAAACAGUGAGCAACAAAAGAAAAGAAAGGGUGAAGUUCACAGGCACAGCGCACCAGUGGUGAAAGAGCGACCUAGGGUUUCAACUUUCCACUUUUCUCUCAAGAAAAAUAAAGAUCGAGCAGAGUUGAUUGCAAUCCCAUGGAGAGAGAUCGGUGAAGCGGCGAACCAGAUCUCCACGUAGAGGUAGAACUUGAACGGAGUUAGGUAUUGGAGCGUUCAAUUGGCGGCGGCAAUGUCCUGCAAGGAUGGUAGCAAAAUCGGAAUGGAUAACGGAAAGUAUGUCCGUUACACGCCUGAGCAGGUUGAAGCCCUGGAGCGGCUCUAUCACGAUUGCCCUAAACCCAGUUCCAUUCGCCGCCAGCAGCUCAUACGCGAGUGCCCCAUUCUCUCCAACAUUGAGCCCAAACAAAUCAAGGUUUGGUUCCAGAACAGAAGAUGUAGAGAAAAGCAGAGGAAGGAGUCGUCGCGGCUGCAAGGUGUAAAUAGGAAGUUGACUGCGAUGAACAAGCUGCUGAUGGAGGAGAAUGAUAGGUUGCAGAAGCAGGUCUCUCAACUGGUGUAUGAAAAUGGUUAUUUUCGCCAACACACCCAAAAUACUACGCAGGCAACCAAAGACACAAGCUGUGAAUCGGCUGUGACGAGUGGUCAGCACAAUUUGACAACUCAACAUCCCCCACGGGAUGCGAGUCCUGCAGGGCUUUUGUCCAUUGCAGAAGAGACUCUAGCAGAAUUUCUUUCUAAGGCUACUGGGACUGCUGUUGAGUGGGUCCAAAUGCCUGGAAUGAAGCCUGGUCCGGAUUCCAUUGGAAUCGUUGCUAUUUCUCAUGGUUGCGCUGGUGUGGCAGCAAGAGCCUGUGGUCUAGUGGGACUAGAACCCACUAGGGUUGCAGAAAUCCUCAAAGAUCGGCCUUUGUGGUUUCGCGAUUGCCGAGCUGUUGAUGUUCUCAAUGUGCUGCCCACAGCAAAUGGUGGAACCAUUGAGCUGCUUUACAUGCAGCUAUAUGCACCAACCACAUUGGCACCUGCUCGAGAUUUCUGGUUGUUGCGCUACACUUCUGUUUUAGAAGAUGGCAGCCUAGUGAUCUGUGAGAGGUCUCUGAAAAAUACUCAGAAUGGUCCUAGCAUGCCUCCUGUGCAGCAUUUUGUUAGAGCAGAGAUGCUGCCUAGUGGGUACCUGGUCAGACCUUGUGAAGGAGGUGGUUCCAUCAUCCACAUUGUUGAUCAUAUGGAUUUAGAGCCUUGGAGUGUGCCAGAGGUGCUACGUCCACUGUAUGAAUCAUCAACAGUUCUGGCUCAAAAGACAACUAUGGCGGCCCUGCGUCAUCUAAGGCAGAUUUCACAUGAAGUUUCUCAGUCUAAUGUCACUGGGUGGGGCAGACGACCAGCAGCUCUACGAGCUCUUAGCCAAAGAUUGAGCCGGGGUUUCAAUGAGGCACUCAAUGGAUUUACUGAUGAGGGAUGGACAACGAUCGGCAAUGAUGGUGUAGAUGAUGUUACUAUUCUAGUGAAUUCAUCCCCUGACAAGUUAAUGGGUCUGAAUCUUUCUUUUGCCAAUGGAUUUCCGUCUGUCAGUAAUGCAGUGCUAUGUGCCAAAGCAUCAAUGCUAUUACAGAAUGUGCCCCCAGCCAUUCUCCUAAGGUUCCUGCGGGAGCAUAGAUCGGAAUGGGCAGACAACAAUAUGGAUGCUUACACAGCUGCUGCUAUUAAAGUUGGCCCUUGCAGCUUAUCUGGAUCCCGUGUUGGAAAUUAUGGAGGUCAAGUUAUACUCCCUCUAGCACACACAAUUGAGCAUGAGGAGUUUUUGGAAGUCAUUAAAUUGGAAGGAGUUGCUCAUUCUCCUGAAGACACAAUAAUGCCCAGAGAAAUGUUUCUUUUGCAACUCUGCAGUGGAAUGGAUGAGAAUGCUGUUGGCACCUGUGCUGAACUUAUAUCUGCUCCAAUUGAUGCUUCCUUUGCUGAUGAUGCUCCCCUUCUACCUUCUGGAUUUCGCAUCAUUCCUCUUGAAUCUGGAAAGGAAGCUUCCAGCCCCAAUCGCACCCUUGACCUUGCAUCUGCCCUUGAUGUUGGCCCCAGUGGAAACCGAGCUUCGAAUGAAUAUGCUGGAAAUUCCGGCUGUAUGAGAUCUGUGAUGACAAUAGCAUUUGAAUUUGCAUUUGAAAGCCAUAUGCAAGAGCAUGUAGCAUCUAUGGCACGUCAAUAUGUUCGGAGCAUUAUAUCAUCAGUCCAAAGGGUAGCAUUAGCACUUUCUCCAUCUCAUUUGAGUUCACAUGCAGGGCUUAGGACACCAUUGGGUACUCCUGAAGCACAAACCCUUGCUCAUUGGAUCUGCAACAGUUACAGGUGCUACUUGGGUGUGGAGCUACUAAAAUCUAAUAACGAGGGGAACGAAUCUGUGCUCAAGUCCUUGUGGCAUCACUCAGAUGCAAUAUUGUGCUGUACUCUAAAGGCAUUGCCAGUGUUCACUUUCUCGAACCAGGCUGGGCUUGAUAUGCUGGAGACCACCCUAGUUGCAUUACAGGAUAUUACUUUAGAGAAAAUAUUUGAUGAUCAUGGACGAAAAAUUCUCUUUUCAGAGUUUCCCCAGAUUAUUCAACAGGGUUUUGCAUGUCUUCAAGGUGGUAUUUGUCUUUCAAGCAUGGGGCGACCUGUCUCGUACGAGAGAGUUGUUGCAUGGAAGGUGCUGAAUGAAGAAGAGAAUGCUCAUUGUAUUUGCUUUAUGUUUGUGAAUUGGUCUUUUGUUUGACAUUUUGUUCUGACUACACUUGUGCUUAUAUUUAAGUGUUAGAUAAAGAUUUACUCUAAGACACUUGUGCUUUGUUGGUUGGUCUUAAAUUGUAUUUGCUCUAAAUACUUGGAUUGCAUAUUAUAUGACUAUAUAUGUCUAAUAUUUAAUGUAACUUGUUUCCUUAUUCAA